Messenger RNA from Saccharomyces paradoxus, 594 nucleotides. It is a transcript of the gene PAM17, whose product is annotated as Pam17p. Gene Ontology annotation, biological process: protein import into mitochondrial matrix. Gene Ontology annotation, cellular component: PAM complex, Tim23 associated import motor. The transcript has a single exon. Bases 1 to 594 code for a protein of 197 amino acids. The record is from RefSeq and is a predicted model, not a curated record. Lineage: Eukaryota; Fungi; Ascomycota; Saccharomycetes; Saccharomycetales; Saccharomycetaceae.
AUGUUUACCAGUGCCAUUAGAUUGUCAUCACAAAGACUUUUAGCCCGUCAACCAUCUGUCACUGCUGCCGCGUUGCGCUCGACUACCACAGCAUUACCCUUAAGAUCAUAUUCUCAGCCUGCAUCCCUUCAAGACUCCACCAACUUGACAUGGUCUGAUUUUUUCAAGUUAAGAAAACAACAGCGUAGAAUCAAUGUUGGCUCUUCACUGUUUACCGCUCUCUUGGGGUGUAACGUUUCAUGGGCUUAUCUUUCUACGAUGGAAAUAGACCCGACUCAAAUGCUUUUCGGAUUCGACCCAUUAACUGUCAUUUCUGCUGGGAUAAUAGCCUCUGGUGCACUAGGUUACCUAUUGGGUCCCAUAGUUGGUUCGCAAGUUUUCAAGCUUUCCCAUAACCAACAAUUGGCACAAUUCAACAACAAGAAUAAAGAUUUUUUAAAACAUAUCAUUAAUAACAGGGUCGAUGCCUCUUCUCAAAGUUUCAGUAAUCCUGUUCCAGAUUAUUACGGUGAGAAGAUAGGCUCUCUAAAGGAAUACAAGCAAUGGUUAAGGGAUUGUCACGCUUACGCCAAGAAAGCUAAGGAAUUUUUGUGA